AUGCAGCUGUUCCGGUCCAAUCACAACUGCCGAGCUUUCUCCGACGCAAUUGUGAACAGUUUGGGUCGCGUCCGAGGACCAGACCUUCCCCCAGCCGACGAGGUCAACAGGGAGAAGGAGCAAGGGCUGGCCUUCAUGCUGUGGUGUUAUCUUCACAGGCAGUGUUCCUUAUCGGUAUUCCUUUCUCCGUCUACUCCAUGCCGUCAAAAGAACUUGUCCUCUGGGUUUACACAUUCAGGCAUCACACGACGACACGCGAGUCAAACCUCAAACACGACGAAAUUAUUGAUUAGCAUCACAUGGAUGCCAUUGCGACUCGGAGCGCUUGACAAUUGCUUCAGACCAAGCUUCGGGCCAACCACAGGGAAUGCCAUCAGAACCUGGCUUUGCAAGGUUCUGUCAAUGUAA
Pochonia chlamydosporia 170 is the source of this 408-nucleotide messenger RNA. RefSeq lists its product as hypothetical. The record is from RefSeq and is a predicted model, not a curated record. Bases 1 to 408 code for a protein of 135 amino acids. The transcript has a single exon. Lineage: Eukaryota; Fungi; Ascomycota; Sordariomycetes; Hypocreales; Clavicipitaceae.